Molecule: messenger RNA, 784 nt
Organism: Tauraco erythrolophus (red-crested turaco)
Lineage: Eukaryota; Metazoa; Chordata; Aves; Musophagiformes; Musophagidae
Source: RefSeq, a predicted model, not a curated record
AAACUGAGGUGACAGGAGGGUGGUGCUGCAGUUCAUAUCUCAAUGCUUAGAUGUUAUAACUCAGCUCCUGCCUUAUCAAGCAACCAUGUCAGAAGGGGACAGCAUUGGUGAUUCCGUGCAUGGAAAGCCUUCUGUGGUCUAUAGAUUCUUCUCAAGACUUGGACAGAUCUACCAGUCCUGGUUAGACAAAUCUACUCCAUAUACUGCAGUGCGAUGGAUUGUCACUUUGGGUCUGAGUUUUAUCUACAUGAUUAGAGUUUAUUUACUACAGGGUUGGUACAUCGUGACAUAUGCCUUGGGAAUCUACCAUCUAAAUCUCUUCAUAGCUUUCCUGUCGCCAAAGGUAGACCCCUCUUUAAUGGAAGAUUCAGAUGAUGGUCCUUCCUUACCUACAAGGCAAAAUGAAGAAUUUCGGCCUUUCAUUAGAAGGCUCCCAGAGUUUAAAUUCUGGCACUCUGCCACUAAAGGAAUCCUGGUUGCUAUGGCAUGUACAUUCUUCGAGGCUUUCAACGUUCCUGUUUUUUGGCCAAUCCUUGUGAUGUACUUCAUUAUGCUAUUUUGUAUCACUAUGAAGAGGCAAAUCAAGCACAUGAUAAAGUACAGAUAUAUACCCUUCACACAUGGAAAGAGGAAAUACAAAGGGAAAGAAGAUGUGGGAAAGACCUUUGCCAGCUAGAAGAUGCAAUCAACCUGUUGACCAAUUCUACUUCUAACUAAAGGAACGAUUUUGAGCCAUUGUAACAAUGCCUUUUGUCUUCAUAAAAAAUGAUUAACAGAGUGGUGA